This is a messenger RNA of Ostrea edulis (European flat oyster), 2139 nucleotides long. RefSeq lists its product as uncharacterized. The transcript has 8 exons. The record is from RefSeq and is a predicted model, not a curated record. Lineage: Eukaryota; Metazoa; Mollusca; Bivalvia; Ostreida; Ostreidae. Bases 249 to 1472 code for a protein of 407 amino acids.
UGAAAACUCGAUUUAACCAACAUCAUGUCACGAUAUUAUGGUACAUGAUUAAUGUCGAGACAAACUGUUGUCUGACCCUCGACCCCCUUUUUUUCUCUCUCUCGAAAUACAGGUAGAUUUUCGUUAUCUAUCGCGGCGAGUAAAAAUAGCGGACAGUGUUGUCAAUAUUGUUUUGUCCGAGGAUACGGUGAAGGCGAGACUUGGAGUCUGUAUUUGCCCUGUGACAUGAUGUGAUAUUCUUCUUAAGGAUGCUGGGUCCAGUGUUGCUCUGGACAGUGAUUUUCCCGGUGACCGCGGGGUUCAUGACCCGGUUCACGUGUGAUUUAGGAGCGGACUGCGCUACGGGAGAUAAAUUGGAAUGCAAGACGAAAUAUUUAGACGAAAUGGAUGAUGAAGAAAUGUGGGAAUGGACUGAUGAUUUUGGACCAUCAGAACCAACUGCGUUACAAUCUACAGUCAACCGUAACGGUGACGUCACAGAUUUUACCCUUCAUUGGAGAGGACCUGACGAUUCUUCGAUUCGGGAUCUCCAAGGCUUUCAGAUCGAGUUUGAGGAUGGAGAUAUAUUUCAUAAUUUUGUUAUGGAUCUUCGAGGAAAUGAUGCCGUCUUUCAGAGAGUCAACGCCACGGAGAUAAAGUUCCAUUUGACGUGUUUUUAUAACAAUCCCUUCUCAGAAGCCGUGACUCUGCGGGUGGAUGUCACAAGUUUACCCAAGAGCCUUGGUUUAACAGACAAGGUCAUCAGGGACAACAUUUCGAUUUAUAUCCCAAAAUAUGGGUCUUCAGACAUUUCGAGAAAUUCAUUCAUUCCUAGCGCUAAUCUGGUAGAAUCUGGAGAAACUGCGGUGGCAGAAGGAACCGGAAUAAUUCCAUUUGUCAUACUGGCUGUGGUUCUAGCUUUUAUCGUCAUUCUAGGGAUUCCUUUAUUUCUAAAGUUGAAAGGCAUAGAAACAUGUCAGGAAAUUAGAAAACUAGAAAAAAGAUCAAAUCAAGCUCACUAUGCAGUUCCAGAAAUUGCUGAAGAAGAUGUGGAUGACAGUGAGAAUCCCAAAGUUAUGACUCCAAAGAAAAUUGGUAUAACAGAGGAAACUCAAAAACGAUUAUGUCAGGAAGUCUGCGUUCCCUUCAUUGUCGAAUACGAAACUAUGACGUCACUUCCGCAUUAUGAACCCUGCUACCAUCACCUGGACAGUUAUGACUCUGGAUUUCAUUCAGACUGCAGAGUACCUUUGGCUGAUGAUUCAGAAGAAAAAUGUGAAACAGAGAAAGAAGUGACAAAAUCUGAAAAACAAGAAUUGUUAUCAGGGACCGAUGGUGAGAAAACGAGAGGCAGUGUCGGGGGUCCGCGGUUGUCAUGGUUUCAUGCACCGCCAUCAGAGGCCGAAUCAUUGACGUCACUAGUGUCCGAGGACCUGGAGAGGGAAAUUCUAAGGAUAAAUAAGUUUGCCGGGGAAAAUGGUGAAAAAACUUGAUGAUUUAGUAACUCGUCCAGAAUAGUUACUUUUCACAGUACCUAAAUACGUUACAAGUCCAUGUUAAAAUACGUCGGGUGCUUUUGUAGGUUCAGCGUGGAUUUUGAAAUUAACAACACGUCUGUUAUUUUGUGAGGAGAUGAUCUCAAUUCACUACUGUCGUUCUAUCCGUGUGUUCGUUUCAUCUGUGUUAUUUAUUCCUUGUUGAGGUGUACAGACAUAGAACAGAACUAUUAGAAUAUACCAGAUAUGCAUACGUUUUUAAUUUAUUUAUAAUCUGUAUUUUCAUGUUGAGAGUGAUUUACAUACACAUAUAUUUGAAACAUUUGUUUAUCACAUGAUUGUAUACUAAAGAGGUACAUGUAUAUAUGGCGCAUCACUACAGCGAAACUAUAAACCAUGGUGUUGCAUAUUGAUCACGCAUUGUUACAAUGUAUUUGUGUCUAUGUUCCUGUUUUUCCUUAUUAUUUGAUAUCAAACUACGACACAUUGAUGACAUGAUCAUGACGUCAGAUCUCACUCUCCUUAAUCAUCAUAUUCACAAACAUAUUUAUGGUAUACGUAAUUCCAAUGGUUUCAGUUUUAGCUGACCAGUUUCUUAUGUUUCCAGUGUAAAAUAAAAGAUGUUUUCGUAUCUUAAUUGAAUUGAUAUGGAUUUUUUAUUCAA